GUGUUGAAUGGUAAGGAUAGUGAAGGGAGAGAUUGAAGAAGACAAGAAGGAUAAAGAUUGACAUAGAGCGACAUCAAAUUGAAGCUGCAUCCCGAAUACCCCAUUUCUUUCCGCUCCACAAACUCUGGUCAGAUUCUCCGUUUAUGAACACCGCUAUUCUCUAAUUUUCUCUUUAGUUCAAUACACAUGAACUUGCUGAUAUUCUUAUUAUGCUAUUUUCUUGGUUCACCUCAUUAUUCAGAGGCAAAUAAAAUAAAACUGAAAAGUUCUGGCCGCUCUGCUGAUAUAAACCACGAUUCUCCAUGUAUUUGGAACAAAACUCAAUCAUGGGUGCAUCCGUAUCAAAGUAUAACGGUAGAAUGUUGCGAUGAAGAACUUUCCAAGCUUAUCCAUAAAACUAUUCUUGACGCAGGCAAUAAUGCAAAACUGGGAAAUCUUGCCAAGUUUAUUCAACGGAGAUCUCAACUUUUCUAUCACAUGAGUUUCGAAACUAUCGUUUCAAGAGAAAACUUUGCUAUUUCAACUCACUAUCAUGGAACUCAUUCGUGUCGAGUUCACGACAACAAUCUAUAUUAUUUGGUAUACGAAACACCAGUUCAAUAUGAUCCUUUUAACAUGAAAACUGAAGAUUAUCUGGCCUCCAUUGACUCCGCUGAUCCAUUGGGAAGUACCAAACCCGCAAACUUACGUGGAGAUUUUCCUGAUGUACGUGAAGAUUCCACAGCUGGAGAAGAUCUUUCUGUUCAACCAUCUAUUGGCAAUAUUCUUCAAUAUCCCAACAAAUUUGCUUGGCCAGAUCCAGAUGAAGAAGUUUCCAAAAAAAUCAUGCUUGCGGAACAAGAUGCAAUUCGUUCAAUAAAUGAACUUAUGGAAUCAGUGACAGAGAUAUCCGUUAUGAACUCUGGUGCAGUUGUUAAUUCAACUGAUUCUCUCAAUAUCACGGAGAUUGAAUUGCCAAAUCCCACUCCGAUUCCGCGAAACUUUGCUAAUUUGCGCGAAAAAGAUCGACUACCCGAGAACACUCAUUGCGAUAAAGAACGGAAAGACGGAAAUAGAUGCUGUGAUGGAAGACUUGCUUCGACAAUGAGGGAUGCAAUGAGACAAAUGGCUACAUCGCCAGAUUUUGGACAGGGUAAAGAAGGCAUUAUUGCUGCAGAACUUCAACAAAAAGUUCAACAGCGCUUCCAAAAAUCUUACGAAAUCAUUGUAUCCCAGUCAGACUUUGUUAUUUCUACAUAUACUGCUGGAGAUAACUUCUGUAAAUUUGAUAACAAAGGCUUCUAUAUUCUUGCUUAUGUAUCACCCAAGCAAUAUGAUAUUGAUGAAAAAGAAGAUGAGAUGAAGCUUGCUGCAACUUCAAAUAAAGAUCCGCUAGGAGCUAACACUACGAUGUUUGAAAACGAAGCACCUUGGCAUGUCGCUUUAAAGUUGGACACCUAUGGAGAUAGAGCCGGAUAUCCUGUUGGGUCACACUGCACUCAAGCAAGAACGGGGUCCAAAUGUUGUAGUUUGAUUCUAUUCAAUGCUAUGAAGUCUGGAUAUGAUUCUCAUGUGGCAACAUCAAACUUUGAUCCAUAUGAUAUUAGAAACAUUUCGAAAGCGGUUCAAUGGAGUGUUGAAGAAAUAUUGCAGCACUCCGCUGAAGUGAUUGUUUCGCUGGAUGAUUUCGCUUACGCUACAUAUAACAAUAAUAGCUACACCUGCAAAUAUCGUGUUGAUAAAUACCAUAUUCUUGCCUACACUACACCGAAUCAUGAUCUUGAUAACUACGAUGAAAUGGCAACAUCCAUAAUUGAUAGUGAACCAGAAGCCCAAAUUGUGUACCCGGCAGUCGAUAGAACAGCAAACCAAAUUCCGUUCCAAAAUACACCUUCACCAUAUUGGACAACUCCAGUUCCCAUCCCAACUCAGGUUUACAUGCCAAUGCAAUACACCCAACAACCGAUGCAACCAAUGUAUAACCAACAACCAUUUUUUAAUCAACAGCCCAUGUUCAAUCAGCAGCCAAUGUACUUGCAACCAGCUUUCAAUCAAGCCCCGCUUCCAUAUCAAUACCCCGCACAACCAUCCCAGUUUAAUCCAUUUUUAGCUAGCUUUCGUAGAUUCAAAAGACAGAUAGGAAGAACACCGUAUCCAAUUCAUCAAAAUGUGUACAAUGAUAUUGGAAGUGCAAAACCUUUCAAUUGUCCAGCAGAUCUGAGUGGGCUAUCAGGAAUGGCUUGUUGUGAUGGAGGCCUACAAUUUGAGGCAAACAAGGUCAUUGACCAAGCUAAACAAGAACCUGAUUUUGACAAGCACAAUACGAGAAAUUUGGCAAAGUUGAUGACUCGAGCCGUGCAGAAGAGAUUUGGAACUACGUUCGAGUCUGUAGUUGCCGAAGCUGAUUUCUCUUGGGGAACAAACAAAUUCAAUGGAAGAACAUGCAAAAUUGAUUCACAAGGGUAUAAUGCUCUGACAUAUCAGUCAAGUUCUAAACCACCACCACCCUCUGAUUUUAUUGAUAUUCCAAACGAUCCAACUCUUGGUGGUCCAACAGGCUCUAGUGGCGGUGGCGGAGGUGGAAGUAAUAGUAAUUCUGGUGGUGGAGGUGGAAAUGGUGGAGGCGGAAAUGGCGGAGGAGGUAAUGGUAAUGGAGGAGGUGCUGGAGACGGAAAUGGUGGAGCCGGUGCCGGUAAUGGAAACGGUGCUGGAGCUGGAAACGGAAACGGAGCUGGAGCUGGAAAUGGAAACGGCGCUGGCGCUGGUAAUGGAAAUGGAGCAGGUGCAGGAAAUGGAAACGGAGCAGGAGCUGGAGAUGCGUCCGCAGCGGCCGCGGCAGCCCAAGCACAGGCUGCCGCAGCAGCUCAAGCCCAGGCAGCCGCAGCAGCUGCUGCUCAACAAGCUGCCGCCGCAGCAGCAGCUGCUAAUGCUCAACAAGCUGCUGCCGCCGCUGCAGCCGCAGCAAACCCACUUUCUGCGUUGGUCGCUGCUACAGGAGCAUGUUUCUCACUGGACACCUGGGUCACAACACCCACUGGUAAAAAGAGAAUGGAUCAAAUUGACAUUGGCGAUUAUGUUCUGACAGCCGAUCUAGAAAAGACCUAUUUCACACCCAUUACUCUUUGGAUUCACCGCGAGCCGGAAAAAGUCCAAGAAUUCCUUACAAUUAUGACGGAAUAUGGGAAAACUCUCCGAAUCACCUCGCGUCACUUUAUGUAUCGGAACAAAUGUGGAAAAUCAUAUCCGCAAUAUAUCAAAAUGCUCCCUCAUGACGGAGAAGCAAUAUUCGCAUCAGACCUUGAAGUUGGAGACUGUGUUGUUGUACUGUACAAGGGAAAAUAUCGCCAACAGAAAAUUGAAACUAUCACCAGAUCUGUGAGAACGGGAAUUUAUUCACCGCUGACAAACAAUGGGAGAAUAAUUGUAAACGAUAUGCUAGCCUCUUGUUAUAGUGAGAUACAGCAAAACACACUGCAAACAACUUUCUUCUGGGCAUAUGACAAACUUCGUAGUGUUCUCGUUGAAUUCUUUGGAGAUCUGUACAACAACAAGAUCGAACUCCCAACCGGAACUACACUCUCGAGAGAUAUCAUCAGUCUGAUUGUUCCAAUUCAAAAAUGAUUAUCGUUUUUUUUUUGAAAGAAUAACCUAAGUAUUAACGAAUAAUAACAUUAAUAAUAGUACAACUUUUUGUAUUUAGAACAUUAUCGCUUCAGGGUAUGUUGUUCAAUUACCAAUAUUGUGUCCAACACUAUUUCAUUUUCGUGUAGCUAUUAUGCGUCCUGUUUCCAGUAACAUGAUCAAAUCGAGAAAAACCAUUAAAUAAACUUGUAUUAUU
Messenger RNA from Caenorhabditis elegans, 3817 nucleotides. It is a transcript of the gene grd-1, whose product is annotated as Ground-like domain-containing protein. Bases 187 to 3600 code for a protein of 1137 amino acids. The transcript has 15 exons. Gene Ontology annotation, biological process: protein autoprocessing; intein-mediated protein splicing. NCBI's taxonomy places the organism in Eukaryota, Metazoa, Nematoda, Chromadorea, Rhabditida, Rhabditidae. The record is from RefSeq and is marked reviewed.